AUGGAGGCAGCAGCAGCCAUACGAGACAUGAUGGUGAGCAAGCAGCAGGAUAGGCAUGAAGGUGGUAGCAGCAUGACGAUGGCAUCAAAUGUAUGGAACAUGUUGGUAGGUAGUCAAAAGCAGUGGCAUGAAUAUUACAACAAGAUGAUGGAGGCAUCCGCAGCCUUACUGAACAUGAUGCUGUCCCUACCUGGAUUAAAGGAAUAUGAAAAUACAUUAAAUGCGAUCAAGAAAAUUGCAAAAUCAAGCCCAGAUACAGAUUCUAAGGCAUCAGAAGAACCUGAAGGAACCUUUGCCAAGAUAAUCAAGGUCAACAAAGAAAAUGACAUAAACUUACAUCAAGGUGACAUGUUCGAAACAACUGGACGCAGCGCUACGUCCUGCACAGGAUGCUUGUGGCCCAAAUCUGCCAAUGGGACGGUCAAUGUGCCUUAUUCGUUUGCCUCCAAUUAUAGUAUUGGGAACCUCAACUUGUUUAAGACAUCAAUGGAGGAAUUUGAAACCCUUACCUGUGUGAGGUUUGUGCCUCGGACAACGGAGAAUGACUACCUCAAUAUUAUGACUUCAAAGGGAUGCGCAUCAUAUGUGGGCCGAAUCGGUGGAGGUCAGAUGGUUGCACUAGAUAUGGGUGGCUGUAUGUACAGAGGAAUUAUACAGCAUGAGCUAAACCAUGCCCUGGGGUUCUACCAUGAGCAUACAAGGAGUGACCGGGAUAACUAUGUCACCAUCAUGUACCAGUACAUUUUACCAGGUCACGUUAUGAAUUUUUAUAAACAAAACACCAACAACCUUGGUCUUGAGUAUGACUAUAAAUCAGUGAUGCAUUAUAACAGUUUCGCUUUCUCAAACACUUCAGGACAACCCACCAUUGUGACCAUACCGGUCCCAAACAUCCCAAUUGGUCAAAUAGAUGGACUGAGUGUUCUAGAUGUCUCUAAAAUCAACCGGUUGUAUCAAUGCAAUGCCUGUGCUUAUUUACUUAAUGAAAAGAAUGGAAGUCUAACCUCCGCCAACUAUCCAUCAGCCUACCCCAAUAAUGCCAGCUGUGUUUGGCUGAUCAGAACACCAUCAGAUCAGGUUACAUUGAACUUUGUUGCCUUUGAUGUCCAGUCGUCACCCAAUUGUAUAUCUGACUAUAUUAGGAUUUAUGAUGGUCCGACUAAGAAAGAUCCCCUGUUGUUGGACAGAACUUGUGGGACUGGGUUGAUUCCUCAAAUUAUUGCCUCUACUAACCAGUUACUGCUUGAGUUUUCCAGUGACAGCAGUGUUGCUGGAGUAGGCUUUAAAGCCACAUACAGCUCAGUGCAAUGUGGAGGAGCAUUCUAUGCACCGGAAAGAAACUUUACAUCCCCUGGCUACCCCAAUUCCUACAGCCCAAACAUGAAUUGCAUCUACACCAUUACAGCUCCUGUUGGAAAGAAGAUUUCCUUCAUGGUUACUGAUUUUCAGACAGAGAGUAGUCAGUACUGCCUCUAUGACUAUUUAGAGAUCCUGGAUGGGUCCACCUGGAAGGGUCCAUUCUGUGGGAACUAUAAAAUCCCUUCCUUUACCUCUAAAGGCAAUUCACUGUGGCUGAGAUUUGUUAGUGAUGGCAGCGAUCAGUUUAGAGGCUUCCAGGCAUCAUAUAAAUUUGUGUAA
Molecule: messenger RNA, 1638 nt
Organism: Bufo bufo (common toad)
Lineage: Eukaryota; Metazoa; Chordata; Amphibia; Anura; Bufonidae
Product: embryonic protein UVS.2-like
Exons: 14
Coding region: 1-1638 (545 amino acids)
Biological process (GO): proteolysis
Molecular function (GO): metalloendopeptidase activity; zinc ion binding
Source: RefSeq, a predicted model, not a curated record